GGAGGUGGAGGAAGGUGGGGAUGAUGGGAGUGAAAAGGAUGAAGAAGAGGAGGGAUCUAAAGACGCUCUCAAAAAAAAGAGAAGUGGUGAAGGGGAGAUGGAGGAAGGUGGGGAUGAUGGGAGUGAAAAGGGUGAAGAAGAGGAAGGAUCUAAAGAUGCUCUCAAAAAAAAGAGAAGUGGUGAAGGGGAGGUGGAGGAAGGUGGGGAUGAUGGGAGUGAAAAGGGUGAAGAAGAGGAAGGAUCUAAAGAUGCUCUCAAAAAAAAGAGAAGUGGUGAAGGGGAGGUGGAGGAAGGUGGGGAUGAUGGGAGUGAAAAGGGUGAAGAAGAGGAAGGAUCUAAAGAUGCUCUCAAAAAAAAGAGAAGCAGUGAAGGGGAGGAGGAAGAAGGUGCAGUGCCAGAGUCGGUGACCAUUAAGCAAGAAGACGAAGGGGAGAAAAGCGAGCUGAUGGAGGUCAGCGGAUACCGCUGCCUGAUCUGCAAUUGGAGUCACAGGCAGAAGUCUGUCGCCAUCAGUCACAUGGUGCGCAAGCACAACAUCCCCAAAGCCUACGCCAACCGGGGCAUCAAGCGGGACGCGGCCACAACCAGCCACAUGCAGGAAGGCGGGGCCGAGGAGGACGAGGGAGCCGGGCUGAGUGGGGAGAUGCUGAAGGAGGAGAUGAAGGCGACGGCAAAGGUGAUCCGCUUCACGUCCAGUCGCUUUGUGUGCCUUAUCUGCGGCUGGAAGACCAAACUCAAAGGCUUUGCCAUCAGCCAUGUCCUGCGUAGCCACGAGGUGGAGCGUCCGUACUCCUGCAAGGAGUGUGGGCGGAGCUUCUUUCUGCCCAGCCGCCUGCAGAAGCACGUGGGGCAGGCGCACCGGCCGGGCCGCUACGCCUGCCCCUUUUGCUGGUUCCGCUCGGAGUUCCUGGGCGGAUUCAAGAGGCACUGCAGCCGCUGCAACGCCCGGGAGCUGAGAUGGCCGUUUCCUACAGAGGAGGGCGGGGAGGUCAGGGGAGCUGGAGGUGAGGAGGAGGACAAUGACGAAGAAGAGGAGGAGAAGAAAGAGACCCGAGCCGCCAGGAGGCAGUGGAGCUCUAGGAAGGAGAUGGAGGAGCCAGAUGAUGAAGAUGACGACGACUAACUAAACUGCCUUCUAGAUUUCUGAUAAAUUUUAACUUUUAGUCUGCUUUUAGAGUGAAAAACACAAUUAUGUCUCUAGAUAUGAAAUCAGAACUUCUCUUUUUAGCUUAACUUUUUUAUUGAAGUCAUUUUAGAGGAACCACGUAGCAUCAAAGACUUUUUUGUGUAAAAAUAUCAGCUUAGUGGUGAGUUAAACCCAGAGUCACAUGACUCUGACUCUUUAAUCAAGUCAAUACAGCGAGUCAUCCUGCUGCUGAAACCUGAAAAAAUCCUAUUCAGUGACACACUGAGCCUGUUUUUAACAAAAUAAUAACAAUAAAGCCAGAAAUACCAGACAUAACCAGAAACACCGCAAACUCCUCCAUAUGAUCACAACCCCUCCGUCCCCCGUGCAUAUAUUAUGAGUCCUUAAACAAUUUUCCUAAAAAAAAAGAAAAGUUAAUGUACUGGCAAGUCCUUGGCAUGUCCAGCAGGGGGCGAAAUACACCUCAUCAUCUCAAGCAAAAAACAAAACAUUUCACCAUUUAAGCUUCCUUUUUGGUGAACAUUGCACACUUCCUUUAAAAUCUGUAGACUCCUGCAAGCUCAUCUUAGCGAUUUUUAUAAUAAAUUGUUUUUAACGAAAAAAUGUUUGUGUGAAUAAAUCAAGAAAUGCCUCCAAAAUA
Messenger RNA from Oryzias latipes (Japanese medaka), 1787 nucleotides. RefSeq lists its product as uncharacterized. NCBI's taxonomy places the organism in Eukaryota, Metazoa, Chordata, Actinopteri, Beloniformes, Adrianichthyidae. Gene Ontology annotation, biological process: attachment of mitotic spindle microtubules to kinetochore. The record is from RefSeq and is a predicted model, not a curated record.